UUGAAGGCCGUAACUUGUUACAAUGUGAAAUUUGCAGAUUGCGUUAACAAGCCUUACGAGCAGAGCGCAGACAAAUGCGCCAUACCCAUUGUUCAUGAUACCGAAGUAACGUUCAUCUAUGGUGCAUACCUCAGUUGGAGCCAAGGCGAUAAGUACCUGGACUUUGCAGGAGCCGAACAGAACCAAGGCACCCACAAUGGCAAAGAAGCCUUGGGCACCCCAAUGGUGUAUUCAACGAAUGACACCGAAGCUCUAGAAUAUCAGCCCUAUAACAGAUACGGUGACGCCUAUUGGAUGGUUGAGUUACUUGUUGCUUGCAACGAAACUGAAAACGGCUGGUUUGAACUGAAGGGUUAUUUUGCGCCCUCGUCAAUUUGGGAGCCAGAUAUAAAGCAGGAAGAGUGUUCUGGUGACAUAGGAGGGAAGGUUCCGUUUACAUCGAAAAAUCACAUUGCAAAAUGUGGAGCAGUCAAUGUCUUUGAGUGGGCAAGCGGAAAAUGUAUCAUAGACACAGUCUAA
Molecule: messenger RNA, 519 nt
Organism: Cooperia oncophora
Lineage: Eukaryota; Metazoa; Nematoda; Chromadorea; Rhabditida; Trichostrongylidae
Source: the annotation of a GenBank genome assembly